AUGGCCCCAUCAGCAACCGUCACACUCUCAGAGCCCAAAUCCAACGCCAGCGUCGGCGCCCUCGGCCGCACAAAAGAUGGCAGACCCCUCAAGAUCCGCUCCUACCCCAAAUUCAUCUCCCUAGAAGAAGAGCGGCUGUACAGAAAACAACACCUUGCAGCCGCAUACCGCGUCUUCGCCGAUCGAGGGUAUGACGAAGGCGUCGCUGGCCACAUUUCCGUCCGCGACCCCAUCUUGACCGAUCACUUCUGGCUCAACCCGCUGAGUAUGCACUUCUCCCAAAUCAGCGUGAGCGACCUCAUCCUCGUCAACGAAGAAGGCGAAGUCGUCAUUGGCGAUGAGCCCAUCAACGCCGCUGCGUUCGCGAUCCAUUCGGAGAUCCAUAAGGCGAGGCCGGACGUCCAUGCGGCGUGUCAUGCGCAUAGUGUGUAUGGGAAGGCUUUCUCGGUUUUUGGGCGGGAGCUGGAUAUGAUUACGCAGGAUAGUCUGCGAUUCUAUAAGGAUCACGCGGUGUAUCCGCAGUUUGGGGGCGUGGUGUUGGAUCGGGAGGAGGGGAGGAGGAUUGCGGAGCAUUUGGGGGGUGGGAAGGCGAUCAUUUUGCAGAAUCAUGGGUUGUUGACGGUGGGGGAGACGGUGGAUGCGGCGGCUUUUUGGUUUGUUAGUUUGGAUAAGACUUGCCAUGCUCAGUUGCUUGUUGAUGCUGCGGCUCAAGGCAGUGGGCAUAAGAAGACUUUCAUCCAUGAUGAGGAGGCUAGAGAUAGCUAUGAUCAGGUUGGCAAGCCGGAGAAGGGCUGGCUUGCGUUUCAGCCGUAUUAUGAUGAUAUUCUGGCGAAGACUAAUGGUAGCUUCCUCAAAUAG
Fulvia fulva is the source of this 858-nucleotide messenger RNA. RefSeq names its product Decarboxylase NovR. Gene Ontology annotation, cellular component: cytoskeleton. NCBI's taxonomy places the organism in Eukaryota, Fungi, Ascomycota, Dothideomycetes, Mycosphaerellales, Mycosphaerellaceae. The transcript is spliced from 2 exons. The coding region runs from base 1 to 858 and encodes 285 amino acids. The record is from RefSeq and is a predicted model, not a curated record. Gene Ontology annotation, molecular function: actin filament binding.